Molecule: messenger RNA, 2552 nt
Organism: Lontra canadensis (Northern American river otter)
Lineage: Eukaryota; Metazoa; Chordata; Mammalia; Carnivora; Mustelidae
Gene: LRIF1
Product: ligand dependent nuclear receptor interacting factor 1
Exons: 4
Coding region: 243-2531 (762 amino acids)
Biological process (GO): regulation of DNA-templated transcription
Molecular function (GO): nuclear retinoic acid receptor binding
Source: RefSeq, a predicted model, not a curated record
CCCGAGCGGCGUCGUGAGCCGCUUGGAUUCUUCCGGUUUCUGGUGGCUGCGUCGCGUCCUUCCGAAGGCUAGGGAUACGCCCUCCCUAGACCCUGCCGUCGCCCUCCUUUCAGCAUCGAACCUGAGUUGCUCCGGGACACCUCCAGCCCAACCUUCUCUCGCUCAGGUUCUCUCCCUUUGGAGGACCUCGGCCCCCCAUUGCCCACUUUCCUGGAUGUGCUGGCCCCUCCCACCCCUCUAAAAUGUCCAAUAACCUACAGAGGGUCUUCCUGAAACCCGCAGAGGAAAAGUCAGGCAACGCCUCGCAGUGUGUUUCAGGCUGCAUGUACCAAGUAGUUCAGACGAUUGGCUCCGAUGGAAAAAAUCUUCUGCAAUUACUUCCAAUUCCUAAUUCUUCUGGAAAUCUUAUACCGCUAGUUCAAUCUUCAGUCAUGUCUGAUGCUUUGAAAGGGAAUACAGGAAGCCCAGUUCAAGUUACUUUUCAGACUCAGAUUUCCAGCUCUUCCACAAGUGCAUCAGUUCAAUUGCCCAUUUUUCAGCCAGCCAGUUCUUCAAACUAUUUUCUUACAAGAACAGUAGAAACAGCAGAAAAAGUUAGAGUUACUUCUGUGGGAACUGAAAAUUUUACCUCAUCAGUUUCUAAAGUUCAGAGUCAUGGUGUGAAAAUUGAUGGACUCACCAUGCAAACAUUUGCUGUUUCUCCCUCCUCAACACAAAAUGAUUCACCUUAUAUUUUAGUAAAUACUCAGAGUCUUCCAAUGACUGUGAAGUCUCCAGUUUUGCCUUCUGGGCAUCAUUUACAGAUUCCUGCCCAUGCUGAAGUGAAAUCUGUACCAGCGUCUUCAUUGCCUCCUUCAGUUCAGCAAAAGAUACUUGCAACUGCAACCACAAGUACCUCAGGAACAGUUGAGGCCUCCCAAAUACCAACCGUUAUUUACGUAUCUCCUGUAAAUACAGUGAAAAAUGUAGUUACCAAGAACUUUCAAAACAUUUACCCAAAACCUGUUACAGAAAUAGCAAAGCCAUUGAUACUAAAUACCACACAAAUUCCAAUGAAUGUUGCUAAAGAGACACAGUUAAAAGGUGGUCAGCAUUCUCAAGCUGCUCCUGUGAAAUGGAUUUUUCAAGAAAACCUACAGCCUUGCAGUCCAUCUCUUGUUCCUGUUAAAUCUUCAAAUAAUGUGGCUUCAAAGAUUUUAAAAACUUUUGUAGAUAGGAAAAAUUUGGGAGAUAACACUAUAAAUAUGCCAUCACUGAGUACUGUCAGUCCUAGUGGGACACAAUCCAAAAGUAUGCCUAUUAAAGAUAAUGCCUUGGUUAUGUUUAAUGGGAAAGUCUAUCUAUUGGCUAAAAAGGGGACAGAUGUUUUGCCAUCACAAAUUGACCAACAGAAUUCUGUUUCUCCUGAUAUUCCACCAAGAAAAGAUACAUCACAAAUAGUGAGUUCAAGUCCAGUCACAGAAAUAUCCAGAGAGGUUGUAAAUAUUGUUUUGGCUAAAAGUAAAUCUUACCAGAUGGAGACAAAAUCACUUUCAAAUACUCAGCCUGCUUCCAUGAUCAAUCUAAGGGCAGAGAAGAAUAAAAAAGUGGAGAAACCAUCUCUUUCUACCCCAAACCCACAUAAUAUGAAUCAAUCCAUUAACUACUUAAAACAGAGUAAGACUUUAUUCACAAAGCCACACUUUCCAGAUGGAUUUAGUACAGUACAAAAUGCCCCCAGAAAAGGAAAUAUCAUCCAGAGCAUAGAGAAAAUAAGUUCCUCUGUUGAUGCAACAACUCUUACUUCACAACAGUGUGUUUUCAGAGACCAAGAACCAAAGAUCCAGAAUGAGAUGGCAUCAACAUUCGAAAAAGUUACUCAAGAAAGAAAUGACAAGAACCAUUCCCAAGGAGGAAGCAGUAAGGCAUCAUAUCUGAAGAAUGAUGCAGAAUUUAAAAAGAUAUUUGGUCUCACUAAAGAUUUGAGAGUGUGUCUUACUCGGAUUCCUGAUCAUUUGGCCUCUGGAGAAGGUUUUGAUUCCUUUAGCAGUUCGGUGAAGAGUGAUACUUACAAAGAGACUGAAUUGAUAGUGAAGGAAGAAAAGAAAAAACAGGGUUUUGAUAAGAAAAGAAAAGCAAAAACCGUUAAGAAGAUGGAUCACACAAAGAAGAGAAAAACUGAGAGCGUGUAUAACACAGCUGCAAAUGGAGGAAUUAACGUCACCAAUUCCCAACUCGUCAGCUGUAUUUUACCAACUUCAGAUGUAUCACGCCAUAACAUUCUCACAAGCCGCAACAAAACCAGAGAAGAAAAGAGAACUGAGGUUGAACAUUAUACCCCUGAGAACCAGGAAAAAAGCACAUUGAGUUCAAAUGCAGCUUUUGAACAGAGUCAUUCCUUUAAUAAAAAUUACACUGAAGAUAUUUUCCCCAUGACGCCACCAGAGUUAGAAGAAACCAUUCGAGAUGAAAAAAUAAGAAGACUUAAACAGGUACUGAGAGAGAAAGAAGCAGCUCUUGAAGAAAUGCGUAAGAAGAUGCACCAAAAAUAAUAAAAUAUUGCUAUACUUAAA